Molecule: messenger RNA, 1647 nt
Organism: Paramecium tetraurelia
Lineage: Eukaryota; Ciliophora; Oligohymenophorea; Peniculida; Parameciidae
Exons: 5
Biological process (GO): autophagosome organization; autophagy; peptidyl-serine phosphorylation
Cellular component (GO): autophagosome; cytoplasm
Molecular function (GO): ATP binding; protein serine/threonine kinase activity
Source: RefSeq, a predicted model, not a curated record
AUGCUUAGUUCUUAAAAUUUAGAUACAAAACCAAUAGGAGAAAAGUAUAUUUUAUACAAGAAAAAAAUGAUAGGAGCAGGCGCUUUUGCCUAAGUUUUUGAAGGUUUUGUGAAAGGAAAAGCAUAAGAGAAAGUGGCCAUAAAGGUUCUCCAAAGUUUGCCUGCUAAUUCUCCGGGUUAAACAAUAGAAAAAAUGAAGACGUUAUAUAAGAGAGAACGUGAGAUUCACUGCAAUAUAGACAGCGAACAUGUUGUGAAAAUGUUAGAUGUAGUUGUAUGUGAUCAAUCGACAAACUUAAUAUUAGAGCUUUGCGAGGAGGGAAACCUAAAUAAAUUAUUGAAUCGAUAACAAAAGAGACAAUUGCACCAAGAACGUGCCUAUCAAAUCUUUUGUCAAAUAGCGGAGGGCUAUAAAACAUUAUACAGUUUGAAGACUCUUCAUCGAGAUUUGAAGCCAGAAAAUAUACUAUUCUCUAAGGGUGUAGCUAAAAUAGCAGAUUUUGGAUUUGCGAAGAUAAUAGAGGAAAUGGAUUUAGCCGUAGAUUAAACUGUUGUUGGCACACUCUUGUAUCAGGCUCCAGAGAUGAUGGUUAGUUCAAAAUAUUCAUCUAAAGUUGAUAUUUGGUCUUUGGGGGUCAUCUUUUAUGAAAUGCUGUAUGGAGUUGUUCCAUUUAUUGACAAUCAUCCAAAUAGAUUGCAUAAGAAGAUAACAACAGAACCACUUAAAUUUCCUCAAGAAGUUCAAAUAAAUGAGUCUUACAAAACUUUAUUAACAAAAAUGCUAAAGGUAGAUCCAGAAAUGAGAAUCAGAUGGGAUGAUUUAUUCUUAUUUUUAUCAAAAGACACACCUUUUCAGGUUGUGACCAAUGAAAAUUUGAGUAUGGCAUCUACUCAUAUGAGUGAUAGUGAAAGCUUUCAAACCAAAUAUUAAAAGGUUGAAUAGUAGAUCAAUAAGAUUGAUGAAAUGAAGGACUACUUUGAUUAUGUUCAAAGAAUAAUCUCAUUUUCUAAUAAUAAUACUACUCGACUAUUCUUUACAUUACAAGAGAAACUUUAAAUCAAUCAAUCUAUGUAAAUAUUGUUUAGUUUAACAUCAACUAAGUAUUUGUUAAAUGAGUAUAAUUUUUAUUUGUAAAUCUUGCAGAGCAAUCUUCCUCCAGGCGAAAUCAAUUUCAAGGAGAAUGACAUCAAAAUGUUUUAAACUGAUUAAGCCAAAUAUUACAAAGUGUUAAACUAUUUUAAAACCAAUCAAGAAUAAAUGAACUAAUUUUAUAAUGAAAAAUUAUUACCAUAAUUUGUGAAAUUAAAAGCAGCUGAUUAGAAUAAUCCACUUAUACAAAUUAUAGCUGAAUUAGUUCAAACCAAUUAGAAAAAUAAAAGAUCACAGGAAAUCUUUAACAAAAUGUACAUUUAAUUUAUAGAUGAAAUCACCAAGUCAAUCAAAAAAAGGUAAAUCAUUGACGAAGCUACUUUAAGACAGAUUUAUACAUUAUAAAUUAACAUGUACUUCUCGCUUCAUCCUUAGAAGUUUAUAUAAAAUGAAUUUGAACCAAAGAAUUUAGAAAACGAAAUAAUUUCAUUAUCAACUCAAAAAUUGGAAAAUAAGCUUUAUGAUCUAAAUGUCAUGUAUUCUGCUCUAAUAAAAUGA